Polypterus senegalus (gray bichir) is the source of this 4558-nucleotide messenger RNA. RefSeq names its product excision repair cross-complementation group 6 (gene ercc6). Gene Ontology annotation, biological process: transcription-coupled nucleotide-excision repair. Gene Ontology annotation, molecular function: ATP-dependent chromatin remodeler activity; ATP binding. The record is from RefSeq and is a predicted model, not a curated record. Bases 67 to 4350 code for a protein of 1427 amino acids. Gene Ontology annotation, cellular component: nucleus. The transcript is spliced from 21 exons. Lineage: Eukaryota; Metazoa; Chordata; Cladistia; Polypteriformes; Polypteridae.
GACGAGUAAAAGAGGGAGGGCUUUUAUGUUUUAUUAUGUAAGGAACGCAUUGAAAGUAUUUCUAAAAUGGCAGCAGAUGGUAUUGGGGAUCCAACUCUAUCCAAGCAGUCAAAUGCCAGCAACCCUUCAACUAUAAGAGGUCAAGAAGAAAGUUUGGAAAAUGAAUCCAGUAAAGAAAAUGUGGAAGUGCCAUCAUCAUCAUCAUUUUCAUUGUCUACAACAGAGGCUUCUAAAAAGUCUCAAUCUUUACUGCAUAUUAAUAGAUAUCAGAUCCAGACUGUGGAGCAAAGUGCUCAGGCUGCAGAAUUGCAGGGUCUCGGAGUGGAUGUUUAUGACCAGGAUAUUCUAGAACAAGGGGUUCUCCUGCAGGUGGACAGAGCCAUUAAUGAAGCAACUGAAGCUGCAAAAAAAGCUGAAGCCGAGAAGGAGUAUCAAGCAGUGCUGGAUGACUUAAGGUCCUCUACUGCCUCUUUAAAUCAAGUGAAUAGGAUUAUUCAAACAUUAGCUCCUCAUGCUGCCAACAGUAAAGACAUCAGCAGGAAACUUGAAUCUGUAAAACGACAGAAAGAAAACAAGGAAAAACAAAUUAAAAAGCUAAAGGCCAAACAGAGAAGAAUACAGGCAAUAAUUGGUGGAGAAGACAUUCAGAAAAUUGAAGCUGAACUGAAUGAUGAAGACGAUGAAGAACCUGGUCCUUCUACGCUUGGCAGUAUGCUUAUGCCUGCCCAGGAGUCUGAAUGGGAGGAACUUAUUCGUACAGGGCAAAUGACACCUUUUGGCACGAAAAUACCAGCUAAACAGGAAAGGAAAGAACCCCGAAAGGUGAUGCUCAAUGAGGCAUCCGGAUUUGAAAAAUAUUUAGCAGAUCAAGCAAUGAUGGCUAUUGAAAGAAAGAAAAAAGUUAUUCACAAGAAAAUCAAGCCUUAUGCUUGUUCUAAAACUGAACAGAGAGAGGAGAUAAUUCAGGGGAAAAAUAAAAGUAAACAAGGUGGGAAGACUUCAAGUAGAGAUAAACAACUCAAGAAGCACAUGAAGAAGUUACAGAAGAAUGCAUUAAAAACUAAAUUUAACAUGGGAAUUAAAAAAGAUCAGCAGUGGAACAAGCCAAAAAAGAAGUUCAGAGAUAAUGAAUCUGGGAGUGAAGAAUCUGAGUUUGUACCAAGUGAUGAAAUAAUAGACCCAGAGGAUACAGAUAAAGAUGAUGAGUUUUUGGUUGAUGAAUCAGAAUACAAGCUUAAGCCAUAUGAGAAAAAGAAGAACAGAAAGAUCAAAAAAUUGAAUGAAGUGGAUGAUGACUUUUUUCCAUCUAGUUCUGAAGACGAACAAGAAGGGAGUAAAAAAGGUCGUAUGAAGAGAUGUACAGAUGAUGGAAAUGAAGAUUUUUAUAAACAUCGACUUCGAAAGUGGAAGAAGCAAAGGCUAAAAGAAGCACAACGACAUCAUGAAGGAGGAGAUGACUCUGAAGACAGUGAUGCCGAGUUUGAUGAGGGAUUCAAAGUUCCCGGUUUCCUCUGGAAAAAACUUUAUAAGUACCAACAGACAGGUGUGAGGUGGCUGUGGGAAUUACACUGCCAGCAGGCUGGGGGAAUUCUGGGAGAUGAAAUGGGAUUGGGCAAAACCAUUCAGAUAAUUGCAUUUUUGGCAGGACUGAGCUACAGCAAGAUCAGAACACGUGGCUCAAGUUACAGAUAUGCUGGCUUAGGACCUUGUGUCAUUGUUUGUCCAGCCACUGUAAUGCAUCAGUGGGUGAGAGAGUUUCAUACAUGGUGGCCACCAUUUAGAGUUGCAGUUCUUCAUGAAACAGGCUCUUUUACCAGCAAAAAGGACAAACUUAUUCCUGAAAUUGUUGCUUGCCAUGGAAUAUUAAUCACCUCUUACUCAUAUGUUCGAAUAAUGCAAGAGACAAUGCAAAAAUACAACUGGCAUUAUGUGAUUCUAGAUGAGGGACACAAAAUACGCAAUCCAUAUGCUGGAAUCACAGUAGCAUGCAAGCAGUUCAGUACUCCACAUCGUAUAAUUCUGUCUGGUUCUCCAAUGCAGAACAAUUUAAAAGAACUGUGGUCACUUUUUGAUUUCACUUUUCCUGGAAAGCUAGGAACUUUACCAGUAUUUAUGGAACAGUUUUCUGUACCUAUUACUAUGGGAGGCUAUGCAAAUGCAUCACCUGUUCAGGUACAGACUGCAUAUAAAUGUGCUUGUGUUUUAAGAGAUACAAUAAACCCGUACCUUCUUAGAAGAAUGAAAGCAGAUGUAAAGACUAAUCUUUCCUUACCAGACAAAAAUGAACAGGUUUUGUUUUGUAGAUUAACAGAGUGUCAGCGUGAGAUUUACCAGAGUUUCAUAGAUUCAAAAGAGGUCUAUCAAAUCCUUAACGGAGAAAUGCAGAUUUUUGCUGGCCUUAUCUCCCUAAGGAAAAUUUGCAAUCACCCAGACCUAUUUUCUGGUGGACCCAAAAUUUUGAAAGGCAUACCAGAUGAUGAGCUGAAAGAGGAUGAGCAAUUUGGUUAUUGGAAAAGAUCAGGAAAAAUGAUUGUGGUGGAGUCUUUACUUCGUCUGUGGCACAAGCAGGGCCACAGAGUGUUAUUAUUUUCGCAGUCAAGACAGAUGCUGGACAUCCUGGAGAUUUUCAUAAGAGAGCAGAGUUACACCUACCUGAAAAUGGAUGGAACGACUACUGUAGCUUCAAGACAGCCUCUCAUUGCACAAUAUAAUGAGAACUUGUCAAUUUUUGUCUUCCUGCUUACAACUAGAGUGGGUGGCUUAGGUGUUAACUUAACUGGUGCUAAUCGAGUUAUAAUUUAUGAUCCUGACUGGAACCCUAGUACUGACACACAGGCUCGUGAAAGGGCUUGGAGAAUAGGCCAGACAAAACAAGUGACUGUUUACCGGCUACUAACAGCAGGAACAAUUGAAGAAAAGAUCUACCACAGGCAAAUUUUCAAACAGUUUCUCACAAAUCGAGUGCUUAAGGACCCUAAACAACGGCGUUUUUUCAAAUCAAAUGAUGUUUAUGAACUUUUCACAUUAAGCAGCCCUGAUGGCCCCCAGGGUACUGAAACCAGUGCCAUCUUUGCAGGAACUGGCUCAGACGUUCAAAUACCAAGGAAACAUCACAAAAGCAAAAAAGGAGAAGUGUCAGCCACAGUUCAUAACAACCUCAAGCAAGAUAUGAUCACCAACAAAAGCAGUGGUCCUUUACAUAACAUUAACCAACAAUCAACUGGAAAACAAGAACUUUAUGCUGACAACAUCCAGAAAGAUGAAGUUAAUGACACUUCUGUAAAUACAGCCACGCCGUUGAAGAUGAGCAACCAUUUGAAAUGUGAAACAAAUAAUGCUGUACAGAGUACCACAGAGCUGCUAAUUAAUGUAGAACAAACAAGCCCCCAGAAACAUAAAGACAAACAAAAACAUUGUGCCUUUAAAGAAAAAAACCUGCAGUCAUAUGAUUCACACAAGCACAAACAUAAAAAGAAACAAAAGCAUUCCGAAGAUGCAAAGUUUGAAGGUCACCGCAUCCCUCACUUGGUAAAGAAGAAGAAGUACCACAAACGAAAUAAUAGUGAUGAUGAAGAUCAGAAGAAAAGUGAUGAUUAUGUAUUGGAGAAACUCUUUAAAAAAUCAGGUAUCCACAGUGUUAUGAAGCAUGAUUCAAUAAUGGAGGCAUCAAAUCCUGACUAUGUUUUAGUUGAAGCAGAAGCCAACAGAGUUGCCAAAGAUGCUUUAAAUGCUUUAAAAAUAUCCAGACAAAACUGUCGAAGAAUGGCCUUCAGGAAUAGACCGUUUACUGGAAAUCAUCGGUCCUCGCCCGGUGUGACCACUCAUUUAAAAAAACGGUUUGGUCAGAAGAAAAAUCCAUUGUUUGCAGUGAAGCCUUCGGAGACCAAGCCAGCAACACAAAAAUGCAAGGAUGCACCAUUAAUUGCAAAAUUGGAUCUAAAGGAAAAAACAUUGGGUCACUUUAGUGGAGAAGGAAUUGAGAAAGAUUCUGUUGUCAAUGCUCUGUCUUCAGCUUCAUUACUAGAGAAAAUGCGAGCUAGGAACCACUUAACCCUGUCCCAGGUGAUAGAAAAUGAGGACAGUGAGGAGGAGUCCAAUGCACAAUAUGCUUCACCGGUACCCCUUACGCCUACAGAACAUGAUGAAUUGUUGGUAGAUUUGAGAAACUUUAUUGCUUUCCAGUCUGCAACUGAAGGGCAAGCUUCAACAGAAGAGCUUUUACAGGAGUUCAGUGCAAAACUCUCUGCUGCCCAGACAGUAGUUUUUAGAGAACUUUUAAGAAACUUGUGUACAUUUCAGAGGAAUGCUAACAACCUAGGAGUCUGGAAGUUAAAGCCAGAAUUCAGGUGACUUAAAAAUAUUUUUUCAUGUUUCAUAAUUAACAGAACUCUUUUACAAAGCACUUUCUUGCAGUUAAUCUGGUGACUUCUAAGUGAUCAUUCUUUUUCUUGAAUAUAAGAAAUGAAUUACAUCUACCUCAGUAUGAGUGGUCCACGUAUGGCACUAUAAGGUAUCAGUACGUUUUACAAAUUAAAUUUUUAUGUUUUCAAAUCUGGUA